Molecule: messenger RNA, 666 nt
Organism: Pseudovirgaria hyperparasitica
Lineage: Eukaryota; Fungi; Ascomycota; Dothideomycetes; Acrospermales; Acrospermaceae
Exons: 1
Coding region: 1-666 (221 amino acids)
Biological process (GO): nuclear-transcribed mRNA catabolic process, nonsense-mediated decay
Cellular component (GO): telomerase holoenzyme complex
Molecular function (GO): telomerase RNA binding; telomeric repeat DNA binding; protein binding
Source: RefSeq, a predicted model, not a curated record
AUGGAUCAUAAGGCCCAAGCGGCUGCCGUCCAAGAGAAGGACAGGACACAGCUGGCGCCUCUCUCAGACAAGCACUGGCAAGCUCUCAUUGCACUACACCGUACACUGCUCCAUGAGCAUCACGACUUCUUCCUUGCCUCCCAGCAUCCAUCAGCAACCCCAGCUCUUCAGCGGCUUGCUCUCGAGUAUUCCAUGCCGGCUCGAAUGUGGAAGCACGCUAUACACUCGUUUCUCGAGCUGCUCCGCAAACGUCUUCCUGAAAGCCUUGAAUACAUGCUAUGCUUCAUCUGCCUCGCCUACCACAUCGUUGCACUAUUGUACGAGACAGUACCUGUUUUUAGCGAUACAUGGAGGGAAUGCCUCGGAGACAUCUCUAGGUAUCGUAUGGCCAUUGAAGACGAAGAUAUGCGUGACCGUGAGGUCUGGGCUGGUAUGGGUCGUUCAUGGUAUGGCGAAGCCGCGGACGAGAACCCUACCGUUGGUCGCUUGUAUCACCUCUUGGCCAUUCUCGCCCGUCCAUAUGCCCUACAGCAGCUGUUUUUCUAUUCGCGCUCUCUCGCAUGCAUUCAGCCUUUUGCGGGUACCCGAGAUUCAAUCAUGACAUUACUCGAUCUCGUAUUGGUAGAACGCGUACAGCGUACGCGCAUGCAGCCGAUAUUGACAUAA